Molecule: messenger RNA, 3050 nt
Organism: Armigeres subalbatus
Lineage: Eukaryota; Metazoa; Arthropoda; Insecta; Diptera; Culicidae
Gene: miple1
Product: protein FAM133A
Exons: 7
Coding region: 267-1067 (266 amino acids)
Biological process (GO): mesoderm morphogenesis
Cellular component (GO): extracellular region
Molecular function (GO): growth factor activity; heparin binding
Source: RefSeq, a predicted model, not a curated record
UCCGUCCCGCAUAGAACAGCGCCAACACCGAACCUCAUAAUAGUGUGAGCCAUCGUCCUGGUCAAUUGCGACGGAUUUUCGCUCCUCGGCCGGUUCAGAGGAAAAGUUAGUGACAGUGAUUCUGGUGUUGCUCGAGUGGUGUUUGACGAUUGGAAGAAUUGCAGAAUUUUUCCGGUGUCCUGACUCCUGCCUCUGCUGUUGGUGUUUGACGUCUGCCCUGCUGUAAAUUUGCGUAGCGUUGUAAAAUCUUCGGAGCACAUAAAAAGAUGAACAUACUGAUAAUAUCGUUUCUGGCGUUAGCGUCACUGACGACCUUCCCCACGCAGACGCUAGGAACGCCAGCCGCCGCGGCGGCAGCCAGUGACGUGACGGAUGCGAAGAAAUCUCUCGCAGACGCGGCCAGCAGCCCCGUUACCAACAACGGCCUGAAGGAGAUCUGGCAGGAGGACGACCGCGAGGUGCUCAUCCGAAACGAACGGGGAACCAAAAACGGCGGUGCCGCUGGUAAGAAAGAUCGCAAAAAAGACAAACACUCCAACUCCUCACCAACAACAACAACAUCGUCAUCUUCAUCAUCACCAUCUUCACCUUCCUCCUCGGGUCCGUACCACAGCAAACAAAACAAACAACAAAACCCCAAAUCAAAGCCCGAAUCGAACCGACAGGCGCAGAACUCCCAAUGCCGGUACACCAAGGGACCCUGGACCGAGUGCGACGCCAAGUCCAACACCCGCUCAAGGACGCUCUCGCUGAAGAAGGGUGAACAGUCCUGCGUCCAGACUCGCACCAUCCAGAAGAAAUGCAAAAAAGCCUGCCGCUACGACAAGGGUGCCUGGUCCGAGUGCGCCCCCAACGGUCAGAUGUCCCGUACCGAUAGUUUGAAAUCGAGCAGCGACGCCACCUGCCAGUCGACGCGAGUGGUCAACAAAAACUGCAAUCAGGGCAAAUCGAAAGACAAACAGAACAAAUCGCCCAAGGCCGAGAAGAAGGAGAAAGCUCGGAAGUGGAAGCGAAAAUUCGUAAAACUUUACAAUAAGCACAAAACUUCGAUAGAAAAGCCCCGAUAGGAUGACACAAUGGGUGUCUCCGCAAAAACCGUCAGUAAAUGACGUCAGCGUUUAUUUUGCUUAAGCUAUCAUCGCCAUCAUAGAAGAUAAUUUCACAAGUUCAUCGUUCAAUUUCCCCAUUGAGAAAAAAAAACUUCAUCGAGAAUAAGAUCAGUUGAAACUAACUUAUCAUAACGAUAGCCGAUCAAUAUUGAAGUUUAGCAGAAUCAAAUUUUAACUGUGAAAUCUCUACAAAUAACACGUGAACAGCGAACACACAUACAGACAUACACAUGCAAACAGAUCCAUAUGGACAGGAUUCGCAUGUAAUAGGUGCACGUUGAAUGCGAAUUCACUCAAUCGUAAAAUGCCAACAAAAGAGGAAAACACAUUCAUAUACUCGUUUUAAUUGACAUUUGUAAAGUAAGUAGACUUAAACAAGUUGAUUAAGUUGAGUCGGAGAAGUAAUGGACACGAGGGAGAAGGAAGUCGAAAAUAAACUUACGUGUUAAAUAAAAUUAAUUAUAGAUAUAAAAUAAAUCAACAAGUAUCAACAAAACCAGAACAAAUUUUCUGAAGCUGUUACAAAACGGAAAGAAGGUGUCUACAAGCAUGCGUUGCCAGAAGAUAUGGCCAACCAACAAAACUAAAAAAAAUGGCUGGAAAAUCAACGAAAAGCAACUCGACUACAGUAAUGAAAAUCGAGAGCUGAAAAUGAAAGUACUUCCUUACUCAAAAAGCCAAUCUAGUUUGCCAAUUUGUUCCAGAUUCUGCAAAAACAAGGCGACUUGCAAACCGUAACCACUUAAUGAAUUGAUUCCAUUAUCUAAUUAAAUAAAUGUAGAGUAGAUGAGACGGAGAACACUGCAAUUUCGCGAUAGGGUCAGUAAUAGAUAAAUUGCCAAAUUUUUAACACUGAUAGUAAUGUGUAUAUGUCCCUGCUUUUUUGCAAAAACAAAACGACGAAAACAUCUAUAGAUGGAUUAUAAAUGGCAGCAUUCUCCGUGGAACAGUUUUGCAAAUUAAACUUUUUUUUGCUAAAUUCCGCAACCUUAAUGCCCAAAAUAUCCGCACUUAUCAUUCUGUAGUAUGACGAUUCUCACCAUGAAACCUAUUUACUGCUCUCUCUCUAUUGUAUGUUUGAUGUUUAAUACGUCGAUAGGUUACUUUCAUAACGAAUCAGAGUCAAACUAAAGAUUACAUAACAAUUGAACUGGCAACACUAUCAAAGUUUGAAGAGUUAUUAGUAAACGAGAAGUUGUUAUUCUUUGGAUGUGUAAUCUUUGCCGAAAGAAAGCAUUUGAAACAAGAAUAAAAGGAAGUGAACUGAAUCUCAUAUUUCACAGUAAAGACAAAACUAGCGAAGGUCAAAACAAACAUAAUACAACUAGAUAAAUAUUUAUGAACAAAAAAGAAGCAAGCAGAAGCGGAAAAAUAAAAAAGAGAAUGAAGCAUAUACACAUACUUCUAGUGACUAUUAUUAACUGUAAAAAAAUGUCGCAUACUACGCAAUAGGAACAAAAAGCCAAUUGUAUAGAAACACAACAAGACAAAAUCAAACUGUGUAAAAGAAAUCGAAAUCGGCGUCGUCAACUAGCUCUCUAUAUCUGUAUGUGUAGGUUUGCUUCGGUUUCAAGCUACACAAUUUGGUUCGUACAGCACACCCAACCGAUUCGUUUUCGAUUGCUAAAAACCAAACAAUAGACAACAAAAUAUAGGGAAAAAAUGCGGUUUUGGUUCUCACAGGCGUAACUGCAGUGGGCCGACAAAAGGAGGGGCUAUAGAAUCAAGGCAAGGAAGUAACGCCACUUGCGGCUUUUCUUCGAGUUCGCAUGCGGUGCUGGCAACAAACCCCACGAGACACACAUACUGCGGUUUUCGUGUAAGUUGAUUUUUUUCUGUUUCUCCGAUACAGCUCAUUAAAAAUAUAUAUACAAUAACUGUAGAUUUAAAAUAUCAAAUUUCUUAAUAAAACAUAUUCUUUUGUGAUAUGUUGUAACAAAA